AUAAACUUUUACGAAUGUGGAGUUCAGCGCCAUGGACGACGCCCUUGUGUUGAAAAAACGCGGCUACACGUUGGGAAUCAGUCUGGGAGAGGGAUCUUACGCCAAAGUCAAAUCUGCGUACUCUGACCGCCUGAAAAGCAACGUCGCUGUGAAAAUCGUCAACAGAAGGAAAGCUCCUGCAGAUUUCUUAGAGAGAUUUCUUCCACGGGAACUGGAGAUCCUCGCCGUCCUGAAUAACCGCUACAUCGUGAAGACUUACGAAAUAUUUGAAACUUCGGACGGGAAGGUGUACAUGAUCAUGGAACUGGGGGUUCAAGGGGACCUGCUCGAGUUCAUUAAGUUUAGGGGUGCUUUGCCUGAAGAAGUCUGCCGCAAGAUGUUUCGACAGCUAUCACUGGCAGUGAAAUACAUCCAUGACUUGGAAAUCGUUCACAGAGACCUCAAGUGCGAGAACUUGCUCCUGGAUAAGGACUUCAACCUCAAAGUCUCGGAUUUUGGCUUUAGCAGGCGCUGUAACUAUGACGAGGAUGGCCAGCUGGCGCUCAGUAAAACGUUCUGUGGCUCAGCUGCGUAUGCAGCCCCGGAGGUUUUACAGGGCAUCCCAUACAAUGCAAAAGUGUAUGAUAUCUGGAGUAUGGGUGUGGUUUUGUUCAUCAUGCUGUGUGGCUCAAUGCCUUAUGAUGACUCAAAUGUCAAGAAAAUGCUUAGAAUCCAAAAGGAACACCGAGUGGAUUUCCCGAGGGGUAAACACGUGCCAGCGGACUGCAAGGAUCUGCUCUACCGCAUGCUUCAACCGGACGUGUCUAAGCGCAUUGGAAUUGAUGAGAUUUUAGAUCACCCUUGGUUACAACCCUCGAAACAGAAAAAAGCCUGUGAAAAUUGCUCAAAAAGUUCCUCGAAAAGUGACACUAAAGGAGAGACUAAAGCAGACAGCCGACAUGAGAGCAGGCGGGGUCCCAGAGCGGACGCAGACGAUUAAUUCGAUUCUGAAGGUCUUGAUGAAGGCAGAGAAAAAUGAUUUAAAUCUCAUUAUACAGAGCCCACCCCAACCAGUACCGCAGUCAACCGCACAAAGUCAUCUCAAAAGGUUAAGGAAACUAUAGAAGAUGAUGAUUAAGCUAUUACUAGCUUCAUUUUUGUGCGCUUUAUUAAAACUAGGAUUCUCGGUAAAAUAGCAAAUUAUUACAACGGAACUCUAUCGUACAGCUCGUUAUUAUUAGGAUGUUUUAAACGCAAUUAUUUUCCAAUGGCUUUUUCUCCCAACGCUUGGAAAAUAAAUGUCUCUGCAUAACAUACAAACGCUGCAGAUCGUCGAUUAAUUCAGAGUGACUAAGCUAGGGAAAUGAAUUAGUUAUAUAUCUCUGAAUAAAAACGCAAUAAUCAGAAACAACCACGAAAGGGAACAUCAACUGGUCUUAAAAUAACUACUAGAGGCAACGAAGACGCAACUUCAGAUAUAUGGUGUCUACAGCUAUGGCCACAGGUUUUGCAUCUCCAAUUAAUUUUGCUUCAUAAAGUGGAAUGAACCUGCGCAAUACUGUUUCGUUAACAUAUCGAACUGCAUUCCGCUUUGUAGUUUUCCAUAUACUUAAUGAAAAACUGAUAUACACUAAUUGAAAAAUUUAUAAUUAUAUCAUGAAAUGCUGGACUACUAGUAUGGCUUCCAGUAGACUUUUGCGAUGUCAUUUUGUAGUUUCUUUAGUUACAUAAUGUUAAAUAAAAUAUCUAAACUGUCCAUAAUUAUAACUUUAAAAUUGUAGGUUUGUGUAAAUCUUCUGGCCAUAGCUACAGGUCUGUGCUGUCCCCGUGAAGGAAACGUGCUCAUUAUUCAGAGAGACGCUCGUCUAUGCACCCAGAAGGUAAUACCUUGUUUAUAGCGUUGG
This is a messenger RNA of Polyodon spathula (Mississippi paddlefish), 1883 nucleotides long. Its product is annotated as testis-specific serine/threonine-protein kinase 1-like. The record is from RefSeq and is a predicted model, not a curated record. Gene Ontology annotation, molecular function: protein serine/threonine kinase activity; ATP binding; tau-protein kinase activity. Bases 32 to 979 code for a protein of 315 amino acids. Gene Ontology annotation, cellular component: cytoplasm. The transcript has a single exon. NCBI's taxonomy places the organism in Eukaryota, Metazoa, Chordata, Actinopteri, Acipenseriformes, Polyodontidae. Gene Ontology annotation, biological process: protein phosphorylation; microtubule cytoskeleton organization; intracellular signal transduction.